Harpegnathos saltator (Jerdon's jumping ant) is the source of this 1854-nucleotide messenger RNA. RefSeq lists its product as uncharacterized. Lineage: Eukaryota; Metazoa; Arthropoda; Insecta; Hymenoptera; Formicidae. The transcript has 2 exons. Bases 29 to 1510 code for a protein of 493 amino acids. The record is from RefSeq and is a predicted model, not a curated record.
UUGGUACCCCCAAACAGUCGCUAACUAUAUGCGUAACCCGUGCAAGCAGAAUUUUAUUAUUCCCGCUAAGAGAAAAAUGUCGCUGUCUCGUCAACAAGAAGAUCGCAAUAUCAACAUGUCUGAGAUACCGGCGUUAUUUUCAUCAUGGUAUGACAAUUCUCUAAGAACAUAUCGCGAUUUCUUUAAUCCAAAUAUUUGUCAUUUUUGCAAGAAAGGUUCGAAAAUAUCGGCGUUCUAUGAUGACAAUUACAAUACAAAUUGUUCGUGCAACAUGAUGGUUUACUGUACCAACAAUCACAAAUCGGAGUGUUAUACGAAUCAUGAAGAGAUAUGCAAAAUUUUGUGGAAGCUUUUACAUAGUCGCCCGGUAUUUUGGCAAACUCAUAAUUUUAGUUGGGAAGAUUGGAUCGAGUCGAGGAAACAGCUUUUACAAUUAGUCAAAGCAGAGAUGCAACGUGAUAUGAAGCUGGACGAAGUGCAGAUGAUCAUGUUCACUAAAUCGUGUUUUAUUUGUCAUGAACAGCGUAAACUCCAAACUUGUACGAAGUGUUAUUGCGUGAACUAUUGUUCGAAUCAUGUAAAAGAUUUGAAAAAUCACUACAAUUUAAAUUGCGCCAAAUUAAAGUCGUGCCUCAAAACAGAUAUAUACCUACGAUUUGCAAAAUUGUCUUAUCUUAGAUUCCGUCUGGUUGAUUCAGUCACUAUACAAAAUAUUGUUAACAUGCAACAUUUCAUUGAAACAUUUGCGAAUUACCAUGAUCAUAUAAACAAAUUCUAUUCUGAUUACCUAUCAGGACCGUUGACACUUUAUUAUGAAAUAAAGAAUGAGAAUCUACAUUUAGAAGGUCCGCACUAUGUUGUUCAUAUAAUAGUUGCAAAUAUUUUAGAUGCACAUUAUAUACUAGCCUGGGAAAUAAUGUUACAUACUUUAUCUUAUAAAUUAAAACAUCUAAAAGUUGUACUGAUAGGAUCAGAAAUGCAGGCUGAAUACGUAAAUGUCGAACUUUGUGAGGUGUGUAAAAAACUUAACAGAAAAUUCGAGGUACAAAGUUAUCGCAUGACUUUUUGCGAUUAUGCUAACGACAUUCUUUCCUGUAAGCCACCAAAUGUAAUUGUAGCAUUUGAAGCAGAUUUUAGUGAUUGGGAUCUAGGAGAGGAAAUAAUUUCAAAAUUAAAGAGACAAUCAUGUCCAUUUGUUGUAACGGCCGGAUCGUAUUCCAAAUUCGAAAGGAACACACAGAAGUUAAAUAAAAUCUUGUGUGCAACAUUAGAUUUAACACCAAUCGAAAAUAAAUUUAGUUCUCUUAGAGCAUAUAGGAAUUUCGAGGACAAUAACAUGUCUUAUCGUAAUAAGCUUCUAAUUAUUUUUAAGAGUUUAAGUGAGUUAUUCAAUUUAUAUAACCCUGCGAAAAAUGAUUCGUCGAUCGACGUCGAAACGAUGUCGAUCGACGAGUCAUUUCUCGCUGGGAAUGAACCGGUUAAUGAUGACGCAGGUCUUUCAUACCGAUAAAACUUUCGCGAGAUUGAAUUUUUGAAGAUCAUUAUUAUAAUACAUAAAAAUAAAAAUAUACAUCAUUGACAAUAUUUUUCAACAGCAGUAUACCUAGUGUUGGUUUCGAAUUGCAGUCAAUGUAAAAAAUUGAUUCCUUUACUUUAUUCGUCAAGUUCCACAUAAGAAUUAAUUUGAUAAAUUUGCUGUAUAAUAUCUCGUAAAACUUCCUCGUAUAUGUAUAAAAUGUCAGUCUUGUAAGAUUACUGUAACAGUGCAAGAGGUGAUAUACUAAUUGACCAGAUUACAUAUAUAAUUUCAUUUCCAUAAAUAAAUUAUACAUUUUUUAAAAUAUAGGAUGCAUC